AUGAUCUUCUUCCGGGAUCCUAUGCUCAUAUGGCACGAGCAGUCUAACCGCUACAACACAGAGCUGUGGCACUUCAAGAAGCAGACUGCUGAGUUUAUAAAGGGAAUAAACCAGGACCAUGGUACCCUGCGCCAAGACCUGGAGUGGAUGGGGGUCUGGGUGGACUGUGUGGAGAGAGAGAUGGACUACGUCGAGACCCAGAAUCCGGCUAGUGCCUGUGUGAACCAGGCAGACAGAAUGGUGGAUGUGGACCAGGAGGUGAAGGAGAGGUUGAAGGAGAGGAAGAAAGGGGGAGAGGAGGAGGAUGGGUACUCCAGAGUCUCGGGUGAGCAGAGAGAGGAGCAGUGGGAGGCAGUUGGGGGAGCUCUGACGUCUUGCACAGGAUGAUUGCCUUUGAUCUAGAGCCUUUAUAGGGGACCAGUCUCCUAUUUGUACCACAUAGACACGGUACGAAGUCCUAUUUCACAGACAGGUUCAUUUGUUCAACUGUAUAACAUAGAAUGUAAAACACAGAGCAAAGAGUUUCAGUAUCACAAAGAGUUUCAGCAUCACUAAAAGGUUUAUAAAAUGUUAAGAAGUGGUUUAUAAACCAUGAAUGAUUAGUUUAUACCCUCUAAUAAACAGUUAGAACAUUAAUGUAAAGCGUUUAGCAGGGGCUCUUAAGGUGACGGCAAACAUAGUUUCGGUUUGCUCCUAGCAGAACUCGGCUAGGCGACUCGAACGUCUGUGCUCGCAUACUCCUUAAAGACAUUCGCUUGAAAAAAUGAAAAAAGCUGAACGGCGGUAUUACUGUUGUUUGUCCCUCUUGAGCCACCGUAGCAACAACAUAGCCAUAACAUUUCCUCAAAAUAGUCAGAAUUAAUCUAAGAUAAAUCAAGAAAUCUGUAAUUAAUUUAUGUGUUUUUUCAGAGGUCUUAGUCACACAAUUUGACACCUAACUAAGAUGUUGGUGCAGUAUUUCUCAAGUGAAAAAAUGUGCACGAAUACUAGUCGUCUCUCGUUGAAUGACAACAAACACUUAAUUGAAGAAUCCCAUCCAUAGUUCCCACUCCUACUAGGAGUAGUACUGUUGACCAAUCACAGACGAAGGGACAGAGACUUCGGCCACCGACUUGCCUCAAGAAAAAAUUGUGUGUGCACGAACAGCCCCCAAAACAAUUCCCGAAGACCAAAACGAACAAAAACGAACAACAUUUUGUCAUAAUAUAUGCGCAAACUGUUUAGACUGGAAAGCAUAUGGUAAGCUUUACUCUAUCUGAAAGGGGGAACAGGAUACUGACCUCAGGUCAGUGGCAUUAUACUUUGAAAGCCCAUAUUUAAGUAGUGUUCCAUGCAUACACAACAGUACCCACCAUUGUUAAUGAUUUGGAAUCAGUCUAUCCUGAUUGAGAGGACAUUUAUUUGUUGUCUUGAGAGAUCCAAUUUACUGUUGAUCAGCAAAAAGCUCUUUGAAGAAAAUACAAUUUUACUAUACACCAGCAUAUCUGUGUCCCACCCAUCUUGCCCAAUUUCCUUAGCUCCAUGUAGCUCUUUCUUCCACUUCCCUUUGAUUGUGUUGAGUUGAUUUUAAUUUGGACUGAAUUGGAAUAGCCUGCUGCAGCCUGCAGGGUAAAUGAUGUGCCCUGCAUAUUAAAGUAGACAUCAAAAUAUGUUUCAGGUGGGCAAGGACACUGCGGAGACAUGCUGAUGUAACACAUGAGACAGAAAUUUGAACUGGAUGCGUGGAUGCUGACAUACAAUUAAUAGACCAUUAACAUUUAUAAUACUUAUCUCUAAUCUGUUAUAAUACUUAUCUGUUGUCAUUUUAUAUACUGUACAAACUUCAAUGUGUUAGUAAUUACCUGAUUUUUCAUAACAUCUGACAAUGUUAUUUUUGCUACCUUUAGAUACUGUUAUUAUGACCACUAAUGAAAAUGGCUUUUCACAUACGAUACCGUCUCCAUUUCUCUGUCAACAGAUUGUGUGGAUAUAAUCUCCAGAAUCAGAGCCAUGAAGAUCCUGAAGAGGAUGGGCAGCCCCAAAGGCAUGUGGACUAUAUGGUGACCAGUGAGGAGGCUCCUCACCUGUACUUUCCCAGGAGGUAUGGAGCCCACACCAGUCUGAAGUACAAACCUCAGGAGAAACAGAUAUAUACCUGGGACGAUGGCUACCAGAUCCUAUACAAACUGUCCAUGAAGAGGAAGCUAAUGGUUUAA
Molecule: messenger RNA, 2195 nt
Organism: Coregonus sp. 'balchen'
Lineage: Eukaryota; Metazoa; Chordata; Actinopteri; Salmoniformes; Salmonidae
Source: the annotation of a GenBank genome assembly